Thrips palmi is the source of this 3670-nucleotide messenger RNA. It is a transcript of the gene sm, whose product is annotated as heterogeneous nuclear ribonucleoprotein L. The record is from RefSeq and is a predicted model, not a curated record. Lineage: Eukaryota; Metazoa; Arthropoda; Insecta; Thysanoptera; Thripidae. The transcript is spliced from 14 exons. The coding region runs from base 145 to 1815 and encodes 556 amino acids. Gene Ontology annotation, biological process: regulation of RNA splicing. Gene Ontology annotation, molecular function: mRNA binding. Gene Ontology annotation, cellular component: nucleus.
CUCGUUGUUGUUGUUGUUUGCGAGCCUGCGUGUGCUGCGCUCUCCCGACGGCGUCGCUCGUCGCUCGUUCGUUUUCGUGUUCAGUGAUCUUGGUUUUGUCGGUGCGGUUACAUCGCGUGUCGAAAUUUCGUGCGUGUCGUCAAAAUGUCUUACAACGGGGAUGCUGCGACCAUGAAGAGGCAGCGGAGCGACUCAGAGGGCAUGAUGAGGAAUCAUCGUGGUGGUGGUGGCGGUGACUUCUAUGCUGGUGACGAGCCUGUCAGGAAGAGGCCAUUCCGCCCUUCCAGAGGAGCGCCAGAGUCUCGGUCGGGCAAUGACCACGAGCGGCCCAACCACGUGCUGCUCUUCACCAUCCUGAACCCGGUGUACCCCAUCACCACGGAAGUGAUCCACACGAUCUGCUCGCCCAACGGCAACGUCCAACGAAUCGUCAUCUUCAAGAAGAAUGGCGUCCAGGCCAUGGUUGAGUUCGACAACGUGGACAACGCACAGCGCGCCAAGGAUGCGCUACAAGGAGCAGACAUAUACUCCGGCUGCUGCACCCUCAAGAUAGACUUCGCAAAGCCCACCAAGCUGAACGUGUACAAAAAUGACAGUGAGAGUUGGGACUACACAGCACCGCCAAUGGGCAAGCAGGAGUCGGGGUCGGGCCGAUCGCAGCCGCUGCUAGCCGCGCCGAGAUAUGGCGCGGGCCCACAGCCCUACGGAGAGUCACGUGGUUCUGGCGGUGGCGGCGGCGGCGGUGGCGGCGCCCCCGCCAACAACAUGAGGGGCGGCGCCGGCCCCUUCAACCAGGGCGGCGGUGGCGGCGGCGGCGGCAUGGCUGACCGCUUUGACGACGGCGGCUUCCAGAACGGCCCGGGUCACAUGGGCGGCGGCGGCGGUGGCGGCGGAGGCUUCGGCGGAGACCCGUACGGGGACAGAUUCCCCCCCAACAUGGACAGGAAUGAAAAGCCACGUUUUCCAACUGAUGGUGGUUCGCGCAGGUUUGGCGGUCGAGAUUCCCUCUACCCCGCACGGGGCCCUGGUGGUCCAGGAGGAAACACCAUGGCCGGGGGACUCAUGCCCCCAUCGUCUUCCCCACAACACUCAUCAGUCCUCAUGGCCUACAACCUGCCCAUGACCAAAAUAAACUGCGACAAACUCUUUAAUCUUCUUUGUCUCUAUGGAAAUGUAUCAAAAGUGAAAUUCCUUAAGACAAAGGAAGGAUGUGCCAUGGUCAUGAUGGGGGAUGCCUUAGCAGUUGAGCGCACCAUCACUAACCUAAAUGGCACUCCACUUAAAGAAGGAGGAAAAUUAGAGUUGGGCUACUCAAAGCAGGCCUUCUUAGCAGAUGUACCAAACCCUUACAAUCUGCAAGAUAACAGCCCAUCUUUCAAAGACUUCUCAGGAUCCAAAAACAACAGAUUCAUGAAUCCUGCAAUGGCCAGCAAAAAUCGCAUUCAGACUCCAUCUAGAAUUCUUCAUUUCUUCAAUACUCCUCCAAAUGCAACAGAAGACCAAUUCUUCCAAGUGUUUGAGGACUGCGGUGUAACUCGACCCAAAAGCAUCAAAAUCUUCCAAGGAAAAUCUGAGAGGAGCUCUGCAGGACUCUUGGAAUUUGACGACAUUAAAGAUGCUGUUGACGUUUUAAUGAACUGCAACCACCACCCAAUUGACAACCCUGGUAAGGAUGAAAGCGGCAAGUUCCCCUACAAUAUGAAGUUGUGCUUCUCAUCGGCGCGGUCCAUGCGUGAGCCCAGAGAAAGAGACGGCCGGGAUGGGCGGGACGGCCGGGACGGGCGAGAUGGGCGCGACGGCAAGGAUGACGACUAGUCAGCAAGCCCACUAGCAUUAAAGUAAGCAGGAAACAGACUCGCUCGCUAACUAAUUUAUCUCACUUUGAUGAUCGGACUGGGAAAUGAAUUUGCAUUAGCUUGCUCUUUGUUGGGGGACCAAAAGAGGGGGGAAAUGAGGAAGGAAUUGAUGUAUGUUGUGCAGCACUCGAGAACAUUUUAGGUACUAGUGAUGAUAGAGAGAGUGAGUGUGUGUGUGCGUGUGUGUGUGCGUGUGCGCGUGCGAGAGCCAGUUGAAUGGAAUGGGAGUGUGUGAAAGUUUGAGUGCAGGCAAAGUAGAUGGGAUUGAGCAGGUUUUGGCCAGUGAAUAAAUUUUCAAGUGUGUUUAGCUGUUUGACUUCAUUAUGUGCAUUUUGGAAAGCUGAUUGUUCUAAUUUAUUUAAUGACAAGUUUUGUAAGUGUGGUAGACUAGAUUAGUUCUACCAUGCCUGGUCUCUAGGUUGUGAGAAGUUAGGUGUCCAAUCUUCAUUUUAUACUGACAAAAGCCAAGGAGGACUCCUUACUUGUUCUGUUUCUCAUUUAAACUUUUGAUAAUUCAAUUAUCUUUUUGUGUUAGUUGUUUUCUUUUUCUGUAGUCAUGGCCAAGCCAAUAAUUUAAUUAUUAUUGCACAAAUAUCUCAUCAUGUAAGUCCAAUUCCUCCAGGAACUUUUUCUUUUCUUUUUUUUUAAUUUUUAUUGACACAAGUCAUAUUUUGUGGUAGGUAUCAUUAUCACUUCAUACUCCUUUUUUUUAAUUUUUUAAAAAAAUUAUUACUUGUUUUGUCUCUGGAGAAAUUUUUAACCUUUAAGUUAUUUAGACAAAGUGCCUGUGGCACAUGUGUAGUUUUAUCUUUGAUCAUAUUUAGUGCUGUGUGCUGUGUAUGUGAAGCCUUGAGGCAAGCCCUGAUUUGUUUUGGAUUCCAUUACUGUGCUAGUUGUUAGUUUCUUUUUCCCAUUAUUAUUUGCGCCCAUUCAUUGCUCUUGAGCAGCCUGCAAAAUUAUUGCAGUCGUUUCUUAGGGUAUUAAAUACUAUCUGCAUCGUAAGUGCACAAAGUGAUACUGUACAUUUUCCAUCGACUUUGACUUGUCAUGUGAUGAGGGAAAGUUGAACAUGAAUGGUAAGGAAUGCUAAUAAGCCUUAAAUCAUGAUCUUAGAUAAUGAAAGAAUGACUGUGACAAGAACACCCUACCAUUUGCUCUAAUGCCUUCCACUUAUUGUCCCACUAAGUUAUAUACCCAAAACAUAAUUUAAUCUUCUAUAUCAUUGUUGAAAAGAUGAUGAUCAUUUAUUUUUCAUAAAGUAAUUCAGAAUGAAAGUCGCUAAUUAUUAACUGGAAGCACUAUGUUUCGAGCAAUGGUUGUUCGAAUCGGAAAUUGAUCCAAUCUCUUGUCAAUUAAUGAUUGGCCCACAUGCGGACAAGGCUGUCCUAUAGGCAUAUUUCUUUAAAAAUUAAGUUUUGUAACAUAUCGAGUAUGUGCUUGUAUGUCGAAAUGAUAUCUAUGAAUACUAUGUCCAAUAGUAUUGGUAUUUGUUAAACUUUUGGCUCUCAGCAUUCUGGUGCUGGUGUUGUCAAUUGUAUGAAUAAGCAGUUAGAAGCCAGCCAGCAGCGUGGUGUUAUGGGUUCCAUGUCACUGGACCAAAGUAGCAUGCUGCCUGCUGCCUUGUUAAAGAAAAAAAAUGUCAAUUCGAACGGGCCAAAUUAGUAGGUUAAGUCUCGGGGAAACAUCCCGACCCAUACACCUCUUCUGUACCUGAAUGGUGUGUACGAACUGUCUGAACCAACCUUCCAUUGUAACCAGGGCAAGUUGCUCCAUACUUGAAAUAUGUCCAAAAAAAUAAAUGCUAUUAUUAAAGA